UGAACUCCAUGGUAAAAACAUAUAAGGCGGUCAUGUGAGUUACAGUUGGGAAGAAGAACUUCUCCUUCAUUCCAAUUCUACCAUCCAGCAAACCCUAGAGAGUGGGAAGGAGAAGAAAAGUGCCAAGGAAAGGGCUUCUGAUUGGAAAUCGGGUUGAGAAUCAGCAAUAUGGAGUGGCGUCAUGUUGAAAGUAAUGAUUUCAUGGUUCCUACUGGACAAGAUGGGUUUGAGGUUAUACCGCCAUUAACAGAAGGCUGGUUUCAGUGGCGAGUUAGGGGAUUUGAGGAUGAUGGAUUGCCGGGGAAUUACAGUUGCACAUCUGAGAAGGAAAUUCUGGCAAAUUUUAACGCUGAUACGAGAGUGCCACCUCUGAAAGAAAGCAAGGUCCCUCGAGAUUAUCUGGGUGAAGGAUCAAGCUGUUCUAGUCCUCGUGAAGGUUUUUUGCUCGACUGCAGAAUGAGAACUUCUGAUGAAUUGUUCAAUGAUUUACCAGAUUUUGAGAUUCAGACUAGCAUGCAGAACAUGGAUGACAUUUUCUUGGAUUCUUACCCAGUGCAGGAUCUAAUGCAUUUGGAGAAUCCAUAUGAAUCGAUACAUAUCCCAGAUUCCACACAUUCCCCAUGGAAUUGGAGAAUCUCAAUGCUUGAAGAUUCAGAUACUCUUAUGAAUGAUGUGUCAAGAGAAGAAGAUGAUUUAAUUGAGGAUCCUAAUUUCGAAUCCCACCACAUUAUUGAUCCAAUUCCAACGCCUGAGAGUUUCAUAACAAGCGCCGCAGAUGAACCAAUGUGCAUGGAGGCAACAGUACUAAAGGAACUUGAAAAUGUGAUGUUGCAGCUAAACAUAGAAACAAGAAUCUGCAUUCGAGAUGCCUUGUAUAGACUUGCUAAGAGCUCGAAAGAACAGCAUAAUUUCAAUCUGUGUGAAAGUGGAAGCUUCAUGGACUUGCCCUCUUAUUCAGAAUUUUCUCGUGGAACAUCAAGGCAAGAACUAUCAGGCAGCCAUGAACAGAAGACCAAUGUGAUAGACAGAGCCAUUGCAGCUCUAAUGUUUGACAGGCCAGAUUAUAGAAUUUCAGAGUUUCCAAGCUCAGAAGCAUUUUCCAAUAACAAAGAAAGCGCAGCAGCGUCUGUCUCAUGAUGUUAUUGAAGGAUGCUUUUUCAUAAUGCUUCAGUACAUGUUAUAAAAAGAAAAAAGGAAGGAAGUCUUGCUGAAAUGCCUGAUGGAGACUGCAAGAGUCGAUGGGAGUAGAGUGGACUUUCAAAUAUGAAGCAGAAAUACGGUAGUAAAAUCAACUGCCUAGCAGGAGUUCUUGAACUUGUAUUGCUAUUUCUAUGACCAUUUGAGAUGUGAGAAUGGCUGUUUUGUGUUUGUUUGAGUUGUUUUGAUGUGAUAUAUAUGUUGUUACAGUUGUUAAUAGCCACAAUGUUUAGUUUGCAGCUGUUGAGUGUAUUGAAAUAGUUGCCAAAAUGUUGAUUUGAUA
Molecule: messenger RNA, 1480 nt
Organism: Dendrobium catenatum
Lineage: Eukaryota; Viridiplantae; Streptophyta; Magnoliopsida; Asparagales; Orchidaceae
Exons: 6
Coding region: 169-1137 (322 amino acids)
Biological process (GO): regulation of DNA-templated transcription; circadian rhythm
Source: RefSeq, a predicted model, not a curated record